Molecule: messenger RNA, 2785 nt
Organism: Solanum tuberosum (potato)
Lineage: Eukaryota; Viridiplantae; Streptophyta; Magnoliopsida; Solanales; Solanaceae
Exons: 1
Coding region: 195-671 (158 amino acids)
Source: RefSeq, a predicted model, not a curated record
UGUUUCUUGUUUCUUGUUUCUUUCAAUUCAAUUCAAAUUCUCACAACAGUUUUUCUUCUCUUUCAAUCAUACACACUCUUCGUCAUCCACUAUCUGCAGAACUGCACUUACAGAUACUUUCGUCAUAUCCCAAUAUACCCCACACAUUCAUGAUUGUGGUCCUAUUCUUUCUUUGAUUUUACUUCUACAUUUUUAUGUCUGUUUCCACCAACAAUCAACCCAGUACUGUUGAUGGCGGUGGGGGAAGCGGCGGCGAAGAUGAUGCCGUUGGUGGUAGUCGGUGUAAGGAGACGGAUGAUUCAGAAGAAGAGGAAGGCGAUAACAAUAAGGAUUUUAGAAAGAAUAAAGGGAAAAGGGUAACUUGUUUUCGGUUUAGAAAGGUUAAAAGUACGUUGUUGAGGAGGAAACGAAAAGGGGUUUCUGGAAAUUCGGAGAGAAGAAGGGAAGGAAGUGGCGGAGGAGGAGGAGGAGGGUGUUACUUGUGCUUGAGGAGACCGCUGACUUCGGAUUCAGGCGGUGAGUCACAAACAAGUGAUCCUAAUAGCCCCAGUUUUACUUAUGAGAUGUUAAGAGUUUUGAUUGAGAAGAAUGAUUUUUAUUCUAAUGAAUGCAAUCCCCAUUUAGAUGUAGAAUCUAAGCCCUGCUCUAAUCAAGAUGAUAAAGAUAAAUGAAAUGUGAUUAAAAUAAAAGGAGAAUUUUUGGAUGAUAAUGCAAUUUGAUUCCUUGUGUUGCAUUCUGGGUGAGUAUAGAACUCAGAGGCUUCGAAAUACCAACAAUUUGUGCAAUCGAGUGAGAAGUAUUAGUCAUGGCGGCCUAGUAGUUCUUGGUUUGUUUUGAGUCAUUUAGCAGUCAAAACACUGUAUUUGAACUCCGAAGCUCGAGGGGGUGAAAUAAUUCUGUAGUUUUAGUUUGUGUUUAUUGUGUCUGGUGUAUGAUUCUCAAUUUGGAGAGUUGAAAAUCAUUUCUAUCAGAUUGAGAGCAUAGCUAUUAGAAAUUCGGAAUAGCAAUCCGAAGGAAAGUUACAUUUCUGGGUAAUUUUUUUGACUUUGAGAAUUUUCCUAUGUGGAAUAGAAAUUUUCAGAAAGUGGGACGGGUUGGAUUUAUAUUUGAAAAAGAUUGAGGUGAAGCCAGAGAAACUGUCCAUCCAAUUGCUCUGUGGUGGAUGACAACUCGAGUACGAGGUAUAGAACUUGAUUGAACGAAACUAUUCUUUAUGCAAAUAAAUCAGAUUUUGCAGUGAUCACCUCUUGUAGCAACCAUAAUCUUGUAAUGUUCUACUUCAAUUGUGUUCAGCAUUUAGUUUUUAGAGCCAUAAUUUGUAAAGAAGUACCGGCCACAGUUCACAUUGUAUAUGAAGGUGGAAAUAUUGCAUAUCUAUGAAUCAUGUAAUUGCUUUUGAUGUAAAGCUUUACUUUGAGAAAUUUUGCCAGUUUUCUGUCAUGUUUUAUCUUCUUUUGGUUUCUUGAAAAGAUGUCAAUGAUUGAACUUUUUUUGAACUUGAUAAAACAUCAUGGUGGAUCAUGGUGAAGCCAAACAUAAGAGCAAUAUGGCCUUAUGGCGAAACAGAUGGACCAUAAAAUCCCCAUGUUAUCAAAGUUCAUUGUGUUAUAGCUGUAACUUAAUAUGAUAACAAGCGUAUCUAAGGUUCAUAAUUGGUGAUAAACAUGAACUUUACUAUGACUUAUAUAUAAGACAGAAUUCUGAAAAAACUCUUAUUGGGACCUUGGAGUGAAAAGAGCUAUUUUUCUUUCACACUUCACGGGACCAUUGUUUCCUCAAAAAGGAUUUAGCAUUUGCAUUUUCUCUGUGUAACUUGCAUGCUAAGGAUGGUGAUGUUGUAGAAGAAUCUGUCAGAACACUUUGUACAUUCCUUCCUCUCUGUAUUUUGGUAUCAGCGUAUAAAUUUGAAGUGUGGUUGGUCACUGAACUGGCCUUUGCUUCACAACCUUAUUUGAAACACCAUGCUUUGUAUGUUUAAAGCAACAACUUUAUUGUGCUUGGUAUAAUUAAGAACUUUAGGCAAUCCGAUGUUCAGUGUCAUAAAAUUGAUGGAUAACAUAAGUGAUGGUGACUUCAACUUUGGCCGAAGGCAUUGCUAGGAGAGGAUACCAGAAAUUAGUAUGCGUAGAAGGUAAGCGUAGCUUUGACUGGAAGGAUGAUCUUUGCUUUAUUGUGUGUAUGAGGUACAACCCGAUUUUUUGCUGGUGGAUACUUUGCUGGAAGGAAAUUGCUAGCAACGUAUAACAUAGACAUUUAAGUCAAAGUUCUUUAUUUCUGUCUCCAUGGAUCUAUAUAAUCUUCCCUCCAAUUUAAUCUAUGCUUAUGUAAAAGUUCUUUUAAAUAUUCUGGUAUUGAAAUUGCCAUGUUAUCUUAUCACUUCUCUAUUUUGUCACUGGUUAUUCUGAAAUACCUUCAGUCUAGUUUCAACUUGUCAUUUGACAGUACCUAUGGCGAUCCCUGUUGAUGUUCCCUUGGGAAUCAACUGUCACAGGAAUCUCGAUUAAGUCAACUUUUCUUUUUAUACUAAUUCAUAAUAGAGGAUUGUGCAUUUCAGUUAUCCAUCUUCUAAAGAUGUUUCUCCAGAAUCAUAGUAAGCGUCUGUUAGCAUCAAGUUAAAGGGUGGCUACUUAUGAGCCAUGCCGAAAUUUGCCUAUACCAAUGUUCAGGUCUUUCUUUUUUGCUUCUAUGGUUCUUACUUCAUUAAGUGCAGAAAUUUCAGGAUCCUUUUGAUGAAGCUGUUGUGACCCUUGUAAUGUUCUUUAAGGAACAAUUUUAUUUUUUUCGU